Papaver somniferum (opium poppy) is the source of this 552-nucleotide messenger RNA. RefSeq lists its product as uncharacterized. NCBI's taxonomy places the organism in Eukaryota, Viridiplantae, Streptophyta, Magnoliopsida, Ranunculales, Papaveraceae. The record is from RefSeq and is a predicted model, not a curated record. The transcript has a single exon. The coding region runs from base 1 to 552 and encodes 183 amino acids.
AUGGUUUUAGUACGAAUAUCAUACCGAAAAACUCCAAGACCUUCAUACUACAUUUGCAAGCCAUCCACGGGAAAAUCCCGAAAGAUUCCAAACCCUAAGACAAAUCAACAUCGAACUCUGAAGACCGCCGUUGUUGUUAGAAAGUCUAGCAACCCGAUGCAUUAUAAAAUAAUUCGCUUCUCCACUUCUCAUGGUUAUCUUGUGUAUCACUGUGAGAUAUUCAACUCAGAAAUCUGGGAAUGGAUAAUGCUUGACGACAUAAUUGUUGUUAGCGACGAUGAUCAAGUCAAACCUUCUUCUUUUCUUGGAUCGGCGACUGAUCUUGGGGUUCUCAUACAUGUAGCCAUUCACUUGCCAUCAUAUGACAGGCACAUUACGACACUAGAUACCAAUAUUUAUGGAGGAAGUUGGAGGACCAUUUCACAACCAAAUGAAAAACUAGAAGAUGCAGGUGGCUGGGGUGUUGAGAAGAAACUAGUAGAAUGCGAAGGUGAAUUAGGCUUGCUAUACCUUGAAUUGGUUGAAAAAUGGCCGGAGCUUUGGGUGUUAUAA